ACCACGUGUGUGUAUUUUCUGAUAUAAUAUAUAUACAUUGUUUUUUAAUUAUUAUAAACGACAAUAAUGUAAAAAAUAGUGAAUUAAAAAUAAAUUACGUAUAAUAAUAAAAAAAUAAAAAUGAUAAUGUGGCGUAAAGUGAUAAAUUUGAAUAAACAAUCAAUACCUAAAAAUAAUUUAAAUUUAAAUAAAUAUUUGAAUUUAAUAAAAACAAGAGAUUUAUCAAAUGAUAAUAAUGAAAAAAAAAAAUUGAAUAAUGAUUCAAUAAUCGAAUUAUCAUCAGCACAAAAUGUAAAUAAAAGUGAAAAUAAAAAUGAAAAUGAAAAUUUAUUAAAUCUUAUUAAAGAUUCAGCAAAUUUUAAUGAAAUAACAAAUAAUAAUUGGUCAACAACGCCUUACAAUUCAGCGGGUGAAAAAAUAGCAUUAUUGUGUAAUAAUAAUAAAAAAAAUAAAAUAAAAAUAAAUCCGACAGAUACAACAAUAUUCAUGUUUCCUGGACAAGGUACAUUAAAAAUUGGAGCUAUAAAAAAAUAUUUACAUUAUCCUCGAGUUAAAGAAUUAUUUGAUAUAAGUAAUCAAGUAUUAGGAUAUGAUAUAUUAAAUAUUUGUUUAAAUGGACCACAAGAUAAAUUAAAUAAAACAGAAUAUAAUCAAGUAGCAACAAUUUUAACAUCACUAUCAGCAUUAGAAAAAAUUUGGGAAGAAACACCAUUAGCUGUUGAUAAUUGUAAAGCUGCUUUGGGUUAUAGUGUUGGUGAAUUGACAGCAUUAAUAUUUUCCGGUGCAUUAACAAUUGAAGAUGGAAUAAGAUUAGCUGGUAUACGAGGUGCAGCAAUGCAAUAUGCAUCUGAUCAAGAACCAAAUCAAGGAAUGUUAACUGUUGUUUCAAAAUCACGAGUUAAUAUUAAUAAAGCUUGCAAGGAUGCUACUGAUUGGGCUAUUAAUAUGGGUAUAUCAUUACCUGUAUGUCAAAUAGCUAUAUAUUUAUGUAAUCAAACAAGAGUAUUAGCUGGUCAUGAAAAAUCUCUUGAAUAUAUUAUAAAUAAUAAUAAAAAUUAUAAAAUAAACAUAAUAAAACGUUUGUCAGUAUCUGGUGCAUUUCACACUCCUCUUAUGAAACCAGCAUUAAAAUCAUAUAUAAAAGCAUUAAAUGAAAUUGAAAUUCAAGAACCAAGAGUUACUGUUUAUUCAAAUAUAACAGCUGAACCAUACAAAUCUUGUAAUCAAAUAAGAAAAUCAUUACCAAAACAAAUUAUUUCACCAGUUAAAUGGGAACAAAUAUUACAUUCAGUAUAUAAAAGACCACACGGUAAUACUUUUCCACGUACAUUUGAUUUGGGAUCUAAUGGAACAAUGAAAACUAUUUUAGAAAAAAAUAAUUUUGCAGCUGCUGAUUCAUGUACUACAGUGUAAUUAUUCUAUCAAUAAAAAAUUUUAAUUUUUAAAUCUA
Messenger RNA from Microplitis demolitor, 1450 nucleotides. It is a transcript of the gene beg, whose product is annotated as probable malonyl-CoA-acyl carrier protein transacylase, mitochondrial. The transcript has a single exon. The coding region runs from base 121 to 1413 and encodes 430 amino acids. Lineage: Eukaryota; Metazoa; Arthropoda; Insecta; Hymenoptera; Braconidae. The record is from RefSeq and is a predicted model, not a curated record. Gene Ontology annotation, molecular function: transferase activity.